Messenger RNA from Ornithodoros turicata, 5679 nucleotides. It is a transcript of the gene Ino80, whose product is annotated as chromatin-remodeling ATPase INO80-like. The transcript is spliced from 36 exons. Gene Ontology annotation, biological process: chromatin remodeling; DNA repair. Bases 128 to 4861 code for a protein of 1577 amino acids. The record is from RefSeq and is a predicted model, not a curated record. Gene Ontology annotation, cellular component: Ino80 complex. Gene Ontology annotation, molecular function: ATP hydrolysis activity; DNA binding; ATP binding. NCBI's taxonomy places the organism in Eukaryota, Metazoa, Arthropoda, Arachnida, Ixodida, Argasidae.
GCGUGCAGCCGCCGCUCCUGCGAAAUGAAGGCGAGGGAAGUCAUGAGACCCUUUUUACCCCGCAUCUGCGAGUCCGUCUCAUUCCAUCGCCAUUUUGUUCGCUUUAGAAGGUCGCGAUUAAAUUUCCAUGGCGGAUGUAAGUCGGUGCAAAAUCAAUGUCCGAAGGCUGGGAAAUGAUGUUGUUCCAGAGCCGACUGUCAUGGGCAGUAAAGCUGAGGAAGGUGCCUCAACUUCUUCCAUGGGAGAAGAGCGACCUCUAGCACAACCGCUGCACUUGCAGCGUCUAGAGAGGGCCGUCAAUCUAGACUCUUUCAUCAAUUUCAUUCACAACUAUUUCUCCGCACCUCUCAACGAUGAGGAGGAGACGGAAGCAGACAGCCUCUCCGACAUCGACCAGGAUGGUGAGAUGCCAAACGGUGCAUCUCAGUCUGAACACGAACGGAGAACGGAAAAAAUGAAGCUGUACAACCUUUCAAGCGUCAAGAAGAGCAGGAGAUGGCUGAAGAAUGUUCUGCUGAGUGACACUUCCGACUCUGGAGACAACUCACCAACCGAAGAUGACCUUCAGGAUUGGUUGCGAUUCCACAAGCUCAGACAGAUCGCAAAAGCAGAACUGAAUGCCGACCCUGAGCUCCGCCAACACCAGUACUAUGGCGUGGGGAUGCUGUCCCAGCACGACCCUUACCCCGAACACCAGAAGACUGUGAUGGGAGGGCGGAAAAAGCCCAAGGAAAAGAAGGCAGCGGAGCGGAAGAAAGCUAAAUUAAAAAGAGUGAAGAUGGAGAGAGAUUACGACCAAGAUCUCGCGGACCAAGACCUGUCGGACCUGGAGGGUGGCAGUCCGGACGACACUCGAACGCCGGAGAGCCCCAUGAGCGAAAUGCCGCAGGGACCCAAGUCUCACGGGCGGAAGAAGAGCGCCGCGGCGCACGAGGCCGCCAUGGCCAUGAAGCGAAGGAGGUUGUGGGUGGCCCUGUCGAAAAAAGAGAUCGCCAGGGCGCAGAAACAGAAGGUGAACGCUCACAAGGAGAUGCUCACUAAUGCAAAGAGGUUUGCAUCAGCUUGCCAGAGGGAGGUGAGAAGGAACGCUCUAGCCUCGCAGAAGGCGUGCAAGGACACGACGGGCCGAGCCAGGAGGCUCACCCGGGAGAUGAUGCUCUACUGGAAACGUUACGAAAAAGUCGAGAAAGAGCAUCGCAAGAGGGCUGAGAAAGAGGCUCAGGAACAGCUCCGCAUUGACAUCGAACUUAGGGAGGCGAAACGACAGCAGAGGAAGCUGAAUUUCCUGAUUACCCAAACGGAGCUGUACGCUCACUUUAUGAGUCGCAAAAUGGCGGGGAUGAUAGACACGCGACAGGAGGAGAUCCUCCACAACCUGGAUGAGCCAGCAUCGAGUUCUCGCGCCAGUUCUCUCCUUGACACAGACGACGACGAUUAUGACAACGAAGCUGUGAAAGCCCAAGCUCUGCAGAAUGCGGAAGACGCUUAUAAAGCGCACCAGGCUAAGACGGAUGCUUUCGACAGUGAGCUCAAGUUCAUGAAGAAGGCAGACGACAGGAAGUACAGCAAAGACUUCAAGAUCGCAGACCCCAGUCAUGCCACCGAGGACCUGUCGCAGCCUCACAUGUUUGUGGGCAAGCUGAAGACGUACCAACUCAAGGGUAUGAACUGGUUGUAUAGCCUCUAUGACAAGGGCAUCAACGGGAUUCUUGCUGAUGAAAUGGGUCUGGGAAAAACUGUACAAACUAUCGCAUUUUUGGCGGCUCUCGCAGAGGUUCAGAGUAUUUGGGGCCCCUUUCUAGUCAUUGCUCCAGCCUCUACUCUUCACAACUGGCAGCAGGAGUUGACGAAGUUUGUGCCAAAGUUCCGGGUGGUACCCUACUGGGGCAACACGAGUGAUCGCAAGGUGCUGCGUCAGUUCUGGAGUGACCUCCACACUGAGAAGGCUUCGUUUCACGUUCUAAUCACUAGUUACCAGUUGGUGGUACAGGAUGUCAAGUACUUUCAGCGCAUCCGGUGGCAGUAUAUGGUCCUGGAUGAAGCCCAGGCCAUCAAGAGUACUUCCAGUGUCCGUUGGAAGAUUCUGCUGGCUUUCAACUGUAGGAACAGGCUCCUGCUUACUGGUACACCUAUUCAGAACACGAUGGCAGAGCUUUGGGCUCUGCUGCAUUUCAUUAUGCCCACCUUAUUCGAUUCACACGAGGAGUUCAACGAGUGGUUUUCCAAGGACAUCGAAAGCCACGCUGAGAACCGGUCUACCAUCGAUGAGAAGCACUUAUCGCGCCUGCACAUGAUCCUGAAACCCUUCAUGUUGCGCCGAGUCAAGAAAGACGUGGAAAACGAGCUCUCCGACAAGAUUGAGGUGCAGGUUUACUGCCACCUGGCGAGGAGACAGAAGAACCUGUACCAGGGGCUCCGGAACAAGAUCUCCAUCGAGGACCUGAUGCAGUCCUCGGCUGCCGCAUCUGCAUCCCAGGCGCAGUCUGCCACUUCGAGCCUCAUGAACCUGGUGAUGCAGUUCAGAAAGGUGUGCAACCAUCCGGACCUGUUUGAGAGGAGGGAGGUGCGCUCGCCGUUCCACAUGCGAGGAACUGGAGGGUACACUGUACCCAAGCUGCUUUUCACUGAAGGUGUGUUCACUUCGUGGAACCAGAGUCGAAGCCGUUGGCCCAACAUUUUUCAUCCGAGUCACGUCCAUCACUCCCUGUUCAAGUCAGACGCCCAACCCAUGAACACGUUCUCGUUCUCUCGGUUUGUUGGACUGUCGUCCUCUGAACUGGCCAAGAUCAUGCUGUGCGGCUUGCUGGAAAGGUUCUUGUCGAUCAUGAAAGAACUUCGAGAAGCGCAGCGUCUGCACCACCAGCACGUCUGGAAAGAGCAUCGACGAAGAAGCAGGUACCUGGGCUCUACGGACCUGAUGGUGUGCAGACACGCCCCGGUGGGAGCGGCGUCGCUCGCGCAGAAGGGUACCCUGCAUCGCCUCGUCUUUGCCGCGGGUACCGUGUACACCGUCACGAAGCACCGUUAUCACGCCAUGAGAGAGACCCCCGCCCACUUCGAGAUGCGUCAGCGCAAGCUGGCGGCGUCCAGCGCGCAGCCUGGCUCCAAGUCUCCCGAGCAGCUGAAAGACGGCCCCCCGGGAUCCCCCACCAAGAAGUUGCCCAACGUGCCCACGCCGGUCCUGCCAGAGUUCCCCCACAGACUUCUCCCUUGCCAGGUCCUGACUCAUGUGCCAACCGAGGUCCCCAGGUUCGUCGUCGGUUGCAAUGCUCCGAGGGUGACUCUGGAGCCCCGCGGAGUGAUAUGCAACAUGGGUCGCGCCCUGCGCUGGUGGCACAGCAUCCAAGAAUGCGGAAGUCCCGAGGCACUGAGUUGGUGGAGGACCGGCUCUACGGACUCGGCCCUUGCCCUGAAAAGUGCGCAGGCAUUCAGGCCACUUCCUUCGGGAGGGCUGGAUUCGGCGAGGCCUCUGGCGGGGUGGUCUCAUAUUUGCAUUCCAGACAAAGAGAGUCUGGUCACAGAUUCGGGGAAGUUGCAAAUCCUGGACACGCUGCUCAAGAAGUUGAAAUGCGAGGGUCAUCGUGUUCUCAUCUACUCCCAAAUGACUCGCAUGAUAGACCUCCUAGAAGAAUACAUGUGGCACAGGAAGCACACCUACAUGCGGUUAGACGGCUCUUCCAAGAUCUCCGACCGUCGAGACAUGGUUGCAGAUUUCCAGACAAGGACUGACAUAUUCGUGUUCCUGCUCAGUACGCGGGCUGGUGGCUUAGGAAUCAACCUCACGGCCGCUGACACUGUGAUCUUCUACGACAGCGACUGGAAUCCGACCGUGGACCAGCAGGCGAUGGACCGUGCCCACCGCUUGGGCCAGACUAAACAAGUGACGGUCUACAGGCUAAUCUGCAAGGGCUCCAUCGAGGAACGCAUCCUGCAGAGGGCAAGGGAAAAGAGUGAAAUUCAGCGCAUGGUCAUAAGUGGAGGCAACUUCAAGCCGGACACCCUAAAGCCGAAAGAGGUGGUCUCCCUACUCCUCGAUGAUGCGGAGCUCGAACGGAAAUUCCGCCAGAGACAAGAGGAACGCCGGCAAUUGGAAGACUGGCAAGAAAAGCCCAAAGAGCGGAAACGGCGCAGCGAUAAAGGCGAGAAGCGAGGGCCACGAAAAAAGAAGAAAGAAGAGAAGAAUGUCACAAUAGCCUCCGCUGGGUCCCUGGCGCCCUCUGCAGCGCCGUCACCUUCUCCUGGCUUGCAUCAACCUGAUGCGGAAUCUGUGAUCAGCUUGGAUUCUGUGCCUCCUAGUCCUUACAGCGAACAGUCCCUGAGCAGCCUGGCGGUGGCACAGGAUGACACAAGCAGCGAGGGACCACUCAUCGUGGACGACGGCAGUCCGUCUAGUACGCCCCUACCUACUUUGGCUUCGUCUGACAGCCCCGGAGUUCCAUCACCCGGGACCAAAAGCCGUCGCGGUAGCGGCCGGGGCCGGGGCAGACCCCGAGGGUCCACUCGUCGCGGAGGAGUUAGGGGCCGUGGGUCCAUGCUGGCAGCGGCUGAACGUGCGGGUGCGCAGGCGGGAGCGCAAGCGGGCUUUGCAGCUUACGGGUACAGCCUCCCUUGGGGGCCAGGCAACACUAGCAUAGCUAGCUCCAGUGGCGCAACGCGCCCCGUACCGAGCGUCACCGCGUCCUCACCGGCGCCCACCAGCGCAGCAGUGUCACGGACCACCACUCCCAGCUCCUUCCGCGGUGCAGCAGUUCACCAUCCCGGCCCGCGUCACCCAGGCACGGGUGGCGGCCCGCCCAGGCCCGCAUCCCAGACGCACCAGCCGACGGGACCGGGAUUCUACGUCCAGGGAUCUAAUCUCUAACGGGGUGGCCGUCUGCGCGUAGCCUCGGAACAAAAAGAAAAAAAAAAAGUGCCAGCCUAGUCGGUUAGUCGGAGCGUCGAGAAAGAAUUUGUUUUUAUUGUGAUGGUUAAUAAAUCGAUUAUAUAACUAACAAACGGAAGAUACGUAUACAGGCUGCAGUUUUCCGCUGGAACUGCCAAGCUGUGAACUGCGUUACUGGACAGGAAGCUGUUUCACGACUGAAAACUGAAAGAUGCCCAAGCACACGUUUGAAAGCAUAUCAGUGUUGAAAUUUAUUUUGCUCGUUGAUGUUCGGACGGUUCGCACGUUUUAGGAGUUGGCGGUUCUGAUCAUUUCGACGAUGGUGAUAUUUCAAAUCUGCCCGCUACAGAUGCUCGAGGUGUGAUAUAGGAAAAAAAAAAGACUGGUGAUUGCAACGCUUCCGAUCUAGUAUGUGAUGCUCUAACUGGACCUAUUAUCGUGGAGCUCUUCUAAUUCAGCAUUUGACUCUAUACACAGAUAUUGCCCGUCGUGUGAUAUACGAGCUGAUAAGAGACAAGUUACGGGGGGGUAUGCGUUUCUGCGCGUGGUCAGCACAAGUGUUUGGGUGUGUUUUCUACCUUGUAUAGAAUGUGUUGCAGCUGAUCGAAGUGUGUGUAUGUGUGUGUGUGCGCAGCAACCGGUUGCGUGUCUGGGGAGACUCGCAACGUUGUCAUGUUCAUGUUUGAAUGUUUUUCGUUGUCUUUCGUGCUGCAAGCACACGCGACGUACAUGGACGCCGAUUGCUCUUUUUUUUUUUUGAGUGGCUUGUAGAUUUAUAGUAAUAAAUUUGUCGAAGC